AUGACUGGCGCACAGGUUGGAGAGUUCUUGGAAUCGUAUGCCCGUCAUUUUGAUCUUGAAAAGCAUAUCCGUUUCGAAACAACUGUCCGCAAGAUACUUCGUGACAAGGCAGACAAGGCAUGGAACGUCCAUAUCAUCAGGCCUGACGGGCGCGAUCAAAUUCUAAAGUUUGACAAGGUUGUUGUCGGCUCUGGAUCCGAAAGCAUUCCGUCAUGGCCUCCAAUGCCGGGGAGAAAGAUCUUCCAAGGAACUGUCAUUCAUGGCCAGAGCUAUCGCAAGCAUGCGUCCAAGGUGUACCAGUCCUAUCGCCGCGGUCGAAUCAUUAUCUCACGAUACGACGACAAUGGCGUGCCCACGGACCUGACUCCCUGGACUUCUCUACAGUUCAAGUACAUGACAGAGCAUAAGGUGCCAUGGAUUGCCAAUCGUUUGGCUAACAGCCUCACGGAAGAUACCAUGUUUCGAGACAUGGCACGUUACGAUCUUGACACCAGCUUAUCGGAGAGCCAAAAAUACAAACGCGCCCAAGAGAGAAUCAGGGGAGAAUGGCGUCUGAUUCCACACGCCAACAUGGAGUUCACGCAUCCUGCUGUGCAAGACGACUUCAUGGGAGCACUCUACUCAGGCGCUGUUGCUCCUGUACACGGGUUCAGGGCUUUUGUAGGCGAGAACAGUGUGCUUCUCGGCGACGGAUCUACGGUCGACGUUGAUGCUGUCAUCUUCUGUACCGGCUACAACCUUGACUACAGCCUCAUGCCAGAGCUAGAAAUGGAUGGCGCUUGUGGCGUGCCCCUGACAACAGCUGGUCAAGCAAACAAGAUGAAUGACCCUCGCGUACCCCAGGAGGUUUCCCUUCCGCGACUACACCACAUGAUUUUCCCGCCAAAGUGGGCUUCAUCUGUUGCCUUUCUCAGCUGGAUCUCAGCUUUGGAGACAGCAUGGUGCGUUUGCGAACUGGCGUCGAUGGCUGUGACCCAGAUCUGGGCGGCUGAGACUUCUAUCCAACAAGGAUCUCCAGCACCGCCACGCGGGUACAGAAAGCUCGCGCAGCUUCCAAGCGUGGCUGAUAUGAAUGCCUCGGUUGACGAUUAUCAUACUUGGUGGCGUCUCGGACGCACCAAGGAGCCAUCAGCACAUGCUGGUCUGAUCCGUCCGUAUCCUUUCUACCGGUUUUUGCACGACAUGGCUGGCACUGGCAUGUACGAAAAUGCUGGUCCCAAGUUCAGUCUGCGCAACUUGAAGCUACGGUUCACGGACAGAAGUCUCUACAACUGUCUCGCUCGGGGUCCGCCCAGUAGCCACAUAUGGCGUGUGUUCAACACAAACCCGAGGGGAAUCCCCGGUUGCGGGAGACGAGCAUGGCCUCAAGCCAGACAGAUGGUUGAAGAUGCGUUUCACGAUUACGAGGAGUUUCUGCAGAAGACAAAGCACUCGGCUUAA
Molecule: messenger RNA, 1440 nt
Organism: Fusarium musae
Lineage: Eukaryota; Fungi; Ascomycota; Sordariomycetes; Hypocreales; Nectriaceae
Exons: 3
Coding region: 1-1440 (479 amino acids)
Molecular function (GO): flavin adenine dinucleotide binding; N,N-dimethylaniline monooxygenase activity; NADP binding
Source: RefSeq, a predicted model, not a curated record